UCAGCCACGGUGGGCAAUUGGCGUCCGACUUGGGAAACAGAAACCGGCCACGAUGAGAUGGUUAGUUUGCAGUUCACUCGUGGAGCAAAGCUGUCACACAAGGAGAAUUGAACUGUCGGUCGGUUGCUGGGCGCUCUGCGCUUCCUCGUGGCGCAGCAAAGCCCACUAUGUAUGUAUGAAGACCGUCACGUUGAAAAGGCAGCCGGCAAAGGCCAUGCCGAGAAAGGGCGCCAGGACCACGACUUGGCCAGGAUUCCACAUGCAUGUCAGCAGAAUGAGCCAAUCGGAUUGGGUGUUGAACGCGAUGCGGUCGCAAUUGGGUUGUCGCGCUCAGCCUCACUUUCAUCUCCCAUCGUCAUCAGCUCUAGAGGCCGCCGGUGCUGGAGGUUGUUUCAGGUUGAUAUAGUUAUGUGGUUUGCUCAUUUUAAGAGUUGUACCCAGGUACGAAGUAUUCGUAACGGUCGGUCGGUUGUUUGUGGCUGGAGAUGGAAGCCGCGUCGAAUUACGAAUCAGAUGGUGGGCCUAACUGACGGGCUCAGAAGACGCCAAUUCUCGCGUGAACACUUCCUGUUUUGGCCGUUGCGCAGGAGGCAGUUAGCGUCUGACUUUGGGCGAGAGAUGUCCCGAGAAGCAUUAUCAUUGGAAGGAAAGAUAGAAGGGAGAGGGAGGGGGAUGCUCACGAAAUAUCCAUAUCUUUUUGCCGUCUUACGUUUCUUGUUUCUUUCGUUUCUUCUCUCCUUCCUUCUCUCCUUCCUUUUCUUAUUUUCCUUCCUCUGCUCUCCUGUGCCCCACUCUGGUCGAGGCCAACCUGGAGCCCCACGCAAACAAAAUCGAAGCGUUUGAAACUGACGGCGAGUCUAACCGGCGCUAGCUCCGUUGAGAAAUCCCCACAUUCGGAGGUAUCGAAGGAAUUGCCGAACCCUGAACAACCGAACGCCGGGUUUCAAUCCAUCAUCCGAACCUCAAAGUUGCCAGGCAUCCGCGCC
Messenger RNA from Chaetomium fimeti, 986 nucleotides. RefSeq lists its product as uncharacterized. NCBI's taxonomy places the organism in Eukaryota, Fungi, Ascomycota, Sordariomycetes, Sordariales, Chaetomiaceae. The record is from RefSeq and is a predicted model, not a curated record. The transcript has a single exon. Bases 172 to 843 code for a protein of 223 amino acids.